Drosophila persimilis is the source of this 1176-nucleotide messenger RNA. RefSeq names its product pancreatic lipase-related protein 2. Gene Ontology annotation, molecular function: lipase activity. Gene Ontology annotation, biological process: lipid metabolic process. NCBI's taxonomy places the organism in Eukaryota, Metazoa, Arthropoda, Insecta, Diptera, Drosophilidae. The record is from RefSeq and is a predicted model, not a curated record. Bases 1 to 1176 code for a protein of 391 amino acids. The transcript is spliced from 4 exons.
AUGUCCUCCAAUGCGCUGGCCUGCAUCUGUAAUGUGAUCAAUCCCUGCCGGAAUGAAGUAUCCAACACGUUUGUGGUUAUCCAGUGGCUCAUCACGGGCUUUGCGGCUCUGGCUCAAGUGGUGCGGCCCGUGCUGCUGCUCUUUGGCAUACGCGGGGAGGUGGCUUUAAGUCAGGAGGACUACAACAAGACCUGGAUCUAUAUGCCAAAUGGCGCGGGGAAGCCAGAGGUUGCCUAUUUGGUGGAACCACCGCCGGAAAACCGUAUCAAUCUGCCGCAGCUAAUAAAAUUUGAGCUGUAUGGAAGCGAUUCCUCUCUCAGCUCCAGUGCGGACUUCUGGAUCGACGACAACAACUUUGAGUUCACGCAGCGACACAAGCGCGAUACCUGGCAGGAAAUGGCCGAGAAAUUCAAUCCCGAACUGGACACCAAAAUCCUCGUCCACGGCUGGAAGUCCAGUACCAUGAGCAACUCCAUUCAGUCCAUCCGCGGGGCCUACAUAGAGCGCGGUCAGGUGAAUGUGUUCGCCAUCAAUUGGCAGGAUCAGGCGGACAAUAUAUAUUACCUGACUCCAGCUCGGUACACGGUUCAAGUGGGAAGAGCGGUGGCCAAAUUGAUCGAUCUCCUGGUGGAGGAAAAGGACGCUGAUCCUCAAAGAAUUCACCUCAUCGGCCACAGUCUGGGUGCCCACAUAAUGGGCUAUGCGGGAUCGUACACGAAGUAUAGGGUGAAUCGUAUUACAGGCCUAGAUCCUGCUCGUCCUGCAUUCGAGGAUUGUAUUGGGCCGGAGAAUCAUCUGGACGACACGGAUGCCAACUUUGUGGAUGUCAUACAUAGUUGUGCGGGAUAUCUGGGCUUCCGCAAGCCCAUUGGCAUGGUGGACUUUUAUCCGAAUGGCGGUGGUCCACCGCAACCCGGUUGCAAGGAGCUAUCCCAGAUUUUCACUGGUUGCAGUCAUGGACGCUCCUACGAAUAUUAUGCCGAGUCCAUCAACUCCCCAAAGGGUUUCUACGGUGUUCCGUGCUCGGGUCUGGACGAACUUAAGGGCAAGAACUGCACUGGCGGCAAAAUCCUAAUGGGUGAUCCAGUGCCCCGCGAUGCUCGAGGCAUCUUCUUUGUGAAGACCUCGAACAAGCCGAGCUACGCCCUGGGCAUUGACGAGAUCUUGAACAACUGA